Caenorhabditis remanei is the source of this 591-nucleotide messenger RNA. RefSeq lists its product as uncharacterized. The record is from RefSeq and is a predicted model, not a curated record. The coding region runs from base 1 to 591 and encodes 196 amino acids. NCBI's taxonomy places the organism in Eukaryota, Metazoa, Nematoda, Chromadorea, Rhabditida, Rhabditidae. The transcript has 4 exons.
AUGCUUCGAUUGGGAGGAACCAUGAAACUUCUUCUGAUUCUGGCCAGUUCAGCGGCUGUUUUGGUGGCUGGUCAACUAGAAGAAACACAGAAACCUGACGACUUUUUGUGGAAUCGAUGGGAGCCAAGAACAAUCGACUGUGUGAGCAGCGGAAAGAAGGAUGAUUGUGUUCUUCUCGCUCCAAACUCCAGAAUUCCAUUCGACAUCACCAAGUUCAAAUGCCGUCGUGAGCCAAUGCCACAAACCAACUGGAACACUUUGGCAGUCAACUCCACUACUCGAUUGGCAUGCCCAUUGAACUGCCCUGUCAAUUUUGAUCUCUCUGUUCUCCAAAAACGUCCAUAUGUGAACAAGAACUGUCAAAAGUAUUACACUUAUGGGAAGUAUUGGGAUGUUGCUGCCAAUGACUGGUACAUCUGGCAAACUGAGCCAUGUGUUGCUGCAAUUUCCACUCACUGCCGUUUCAAUGAUGUUCCAAUCACUUACAAUCCAACAAAAGCAACUGGAAAGAACGUGGAAGAAGUGAAAUUGGGAGGAGAAAUUCUUCAAACGAAGCAGAGCGAACAGAGAAAGAAGGUGGUCGUUGCGUAA